Molecule: messenger RNA, 252 nt
Organism: Effrenium voratum
Lineage: Eukaryota; Dinophyceae; Suessiales; Symbiodiniaceae
Source: the annotation of a GenBank genome assembly
AUGUGUGGUCUUGCGGGUGUCUCUUUUUUAUGCUCUUGUCCGGGCACCAUCCCUUCAGCGGUGAUCCCGGUGGUCGCUUGGUGCCGUCGGUCUCGCGACACGAGCCACCAGAGCCCGACUGGCGGAUGCUGCCUUCUGCCUCCUCUGCCUCGCUUUGCGCGCAGAUGCUAUCCUGGGACGUCAAGGCCCACGGUCUUGAGGGAAUAUCACGGACAACGGCUCGAACACAUAUUUGUAAUCUGGAACUGGUAG